Molecule: messenger RNA, 1627 nt
Organism: Daldinia caldariorum
Lineage: Eukaryota; Fungi; Ascomycota; Sordariomycetes; Xylariales; Hypoxylaceae
Product: FAD/NAD(P)-binding domain-containing protein
Exons: 2
Coding region: 108-1454 (448 amino acids)
Biological process (GO): secondary metabolite biosynthetic process
Molecular function (GO): FAD binding
Source: RefSeq, a predicted model, not a curated record
UCCCUUCAUUCUUGCUAUUUUCUUUUUGACCCUGGAUGCGGUAAUUAUUUGUACAGCGCACUUCAGAUUCUUACAUCGAACUUCGAAGAAAAUCAGCCAAUAUCGCCAUGUCAACAUCGAGAGACACAAGGCGCAUCCGCGUAGCUAUAAUUGGAGGCGGCAUUACUGGAAUUAUAUUAGCACUGGGCCUACAGAAGCGCGGCGUUGACUACAUACUGUAUGAGCGAGCUUCGGCCUUUACAGAAAUUGGAGCUGGCAUCGGUUUCAGUCCCAACGCAGAGCGUGCUUUAGCCGUCGUGGACCCCGAAGUAUACCGCAUCUAUAAGCAAGUCGCACCAACAACUGACGGCGAAGAAUUCUUCCAAUGGAUUGACGGUUAUAAAACGAACGAGUUCGCAGCCAGGCUAUCAAUUGGCGUCGACUCCUUUCAGGGAGGUCGGCGUUCCGACUUCUUAGAGGCUUGGUCUACCUUGAUCGAUAAAAAUAGGGUCAAGUUCGGGAAGUCGAUAGUUUCAGUCAACCAGGACGAUGAUGGAGAAGUGUCACUGAACUUCAUGGAUGGAACAACCGAGAAAGCUGAUAUCGUCAUUGGCUGUGAUGGCAUCCGUUCCCGCGUUCGUCAACUCAUCCUAGGGGAAGGAAACCUUGCAUCAUAUCCAUCUUAUUCGAAUAAGUAUUGUUUCCGGGCCCUGGUUCCUAUGGACAAGGUCCGCGAGGCAUUAGGAGAGGAGAGGUCAACCGGUAGCGGGGACACAUUGAAUAGGCUCAUGUAUAUCGGACCAGGAGCACACGUUAUUAAUUAUCCAGUCGGGAAGAAACAAGUGAUGAACAUAUUGCUCGUCAUGAGCGAUCCGAACCCUUGGCGUACGAGCGACGGGAAACAAACGGCUCCAGGAAGUAAGGCAGACGCCACUCGCGCAUUUGCGGACUGGCAUCCCUUCGUGAGGGCAAUAGUUGACCUGCUGCCUGAUGAAUUGCAAAAAUGGGGUAUUUUCGACAUGUUCGAGCAUCCGGCACCGCAUUACAAUCUUGGCAGCAUGGCCGUUGCGGGAGACGCUGCUCACGCCGCCGGCCCUCACCUUGGUUCGGGUGCAGGCUUCGGAAUAGAAGAUGCCCUAGUCCUAGCGAGCUUGCUUGAAGCCGUCAACAAGGCGCUCGAGAGCCGAACCGACAAGACAAAAGUAGAACUAUGUCAUGCUGCUCUGGCCGCAUACAAUAACGUCAGAUACGAUCGAACUCAAUGGUUAGUUCGCGCUACUCGUGAGGCUUGCGCCUUGUUUCAUUGGGAAGAUCCGGAAAUCGGCGGCGACGUUGACAGAUUCCUACCGGAAAUUAGCAAACGGUUCCAUCAGAUAUGGGAUAACGAUAUUUUAGAGAUGGUUAGAGGCGCACUGGUGGUUCUUGACCAGGUGUUAGAUGAGAAGUCAAGGGGGAACACAUUGUUACCAAACUGAUGUAAAUACCAGGUACCUAAACCUUAGAGACCAUACUACGCUUCCACCUGUCAUAUCAAUCUGAAAAAAAUGUUCAAUGAUUUCUCUCCAUUUCUGUAUAUGCAGGGUAUCUCAAGAUGUAGUUUUAAAUAAUAUAAGAAUGCCAACUUGAUACGCCGUAUGCUGUGUAAUAU